This is a messenger RNA of Lolium perenne, 1921 nucleotides long. Its product is annotated as putative F-box/kelch-repeat protein At1g15680. NCBI's taxonomy places the organism in Eukaryota, Viridiplantae, Streptophyta, Magnoliopsida, Poales, Poaceae. The record is from RefSeq and is a predicted model, not a curated record. Gene Ontology annotation, molecular function: protein binding.
CGUCGCGCACGGAUGGUCGCACGGCAAGCCCCGUCGUGAUGAUCCGACUCCGUGUCCAAAUACUCCUGAGAGCCGUCCAAGAUUUGCUAAUAUCUACACGGCCCCAGAGGUCCAUAACAGUAGAUCGCGAACUGGAGCGAUCAUGGCGCCGCAGCCGGCCGCGGCGCUUCCCCAAGACGUCCUCGCGGAGGUCCUCCGGCGCCUCGCGCCGCUCAUCCUGGCCGCGUCCCGGCGGGUCUGCAGGGCGUGGCGCGACACCGUCGACGCCCGCCUGCGCCGCCGCCUGCUCUCGCGCUCGGUGCGCGGCAUCUUCAUCAACUUCACCGGCCAUGACUUCUCGGAGUUCUUCUCCCGUCCCUCGACGGGGCCGGCGAUCUGCGGAGGGCUCGACUUCCUGCCCAGCGAAGGCGUCAAGGUCACGGAUCACUGCAACGGGCUCCUGCUCUGCGGCGAUCGGGAGCGCGAGUACGUCGUCAACCCGGCCACACGGCGGUGGGCGCGUCUGCCCCCACGUCCUCCGCCGCAUAUGCCGGGGUUCAGCCAGAGCGCCUACCUCGCGUUCGAUCCCGCCGUGUCGCCACACUAUGAGGUUUUCCUCAUCCCGCGCCUGCCAAGUUCCGACAAACUGGACGACAAGGCCUUGCUUGAAUCGGAGUGGCCUCCCGCCCUGUAUGUACUGCAUGUGUUUUCCUCGACGGCCGAUCAGUGGGGAGAGAAGACCUUUCUUCGGGAAGGGGAGGCCGCAGGGAUCGUCGGUGACAUGGAUUUCGAUCCAUGGUACGGUCGGUAUCAUGCCGUCUACUGGCGAAGCACGCUCUACAUCCAUUGCCAACAUGGCUAUCUUACCAGAAUGUCCUUGUCAGACCACACGUACAAAGUAAUUGAACUACCGGCUGCCGAUAAGUUGAGAGGAUAUGAUGCCUACCAUUUGGGGAGAUCGUUGAGAGGGGUCUAUUGCGCAAAACAUAUUUACUGUAACAGGCUUCAGCUUUGGCACCUCGAUGAAUCACACGAUCAAACUGAAUGGGUGUUCAAUUAUGAUAUCGAUCUUACCACUCUUGAACGCAGGUUCCACAAUUAUCGUAAGAGGUUUGGGGUGGACUCUACUCAACAAAUAGGCAAACCGUGGAUCCUUCAGGACGUUAACAACCGCAAGAUCAAAUAUCAUAAUGGACGUUACAGACCACCGGUGGAAGAGAAAUAUGACUGGAACUCUGAUGAGGAUAACUUUCUUUACAUUGAAGAUGUUGAAGGGGUGUAUUAUAGUGAAGGUUCACAUUUCCUUGGAUUCCACCCUUAUAAGGAGAUAGUCUAUUUUGAAUUACAUAGAGGAAGAGGAGUCGCCUAUGACUGGAAUAGCUCAAAAUUCCAGGACUUGGGCUGUUCAGAACCAACAGAUAACCAUUACUUCCAAGAUGGGACAACCGUAUCUUUCCCAUACACGCCUUGUUGGAUGGCCGAGUUUCCUGGAAACGAAUUCGAAUCUCUACUUGAAGAGGAGGAGAUAGCUAGAAAAAAAUCAGAACUGGAAGCUCAACUUGAAGAUCACUGCAACUUUUCUUGUGCCGACGAGUACGAGUUGCGCAAGCUGAGUGGGCGCGCCAAGAGGGACAAGAACUCUGUCACCAAACUUCGUCGUAGACGCCGCAUCACAGCUCGGUAGGAACCCACCAAGGCAAGGAGAUCGUUUCUGGCGUCUCUGGCAUCGCUGGAUCGAGGUUGCUUGAUUAGUUUCCUGGAACCCAAAAUGAGCAGGUACUUGCAAAUAAUUUAGAAUACCAACUUGAAGAUGUGCACAUAUCAGAUAGAGCACUCAUGUUUGAGGCCAUGCAACUUGCAACUUGUUCGUGUACCUUGUAUCUGCUUUGACCAAGCCAACCAUGUCUACCAGUAAUUUUGAAGGACCCUGCGGUGUAGUUUA